AUGUUCCGGGACGAGACAGUGAAAGUCGAGAAAAGGGGCGAGGGCUGGAAUUCGUUGAAGCUACCCGUGGCUAUACCUACGGAUCCGGCUGAGCUCGGGCUCUCGUUCUACGUCGACCACUACAUCCUUGGGUAUCCGGACGAGGUCAGGAAGCCGGAGGACCUCAGCAGUCAAAUAUGGUUCCAAAGCUCCUCAUCCCAGGCCACCAUGGCCGCCCUGGGCCUGGCUGGUUUGGGAAAUCUACAUGAUGACAAGCAGCUACAGCACCUGUCAAGAAUCAAAUACGGUGAGGCUUUGAGCCUUGCGAAUGAGGCCCUGCACAAUCCGUUGCAAAACUUGGAAGCGGCUAUCAAGACUACCGUCAUGCUCGCCUUGUUUCAGUGCGUCCAUGCAACACACGAGGCUCAUGAGAAUCUUAUACCAUGCGUCACAAGCGGUGUAAACCUCCCAGAAAACUUUUUCGACUGGCUGCGGGAGAGGAAGACCUCAGACCUGCUCCCCGAGGACGAAAAACCCGGGGCCGACCUCAUCCCCAUCAUCGCAAGAUUCGCACGGCUCAACGCCACCUUGCGCACCAGGGUACACGCCGACGGGGACGAAUCCACAGAACAAAUGCUGCUGCAGCUCCUGGCCGUGGAUGCGGAGAUGGACGGAUGGGAGGCGUCCCAGGAAGGGAAGUGGAAGUACGAGGUGGUCAGCUCGCCGGACCUGCCGCACGAGGCCAUCUUCCGCGGCAGUUACCACCGCUACUCGGACGUGUGGGCGUCCCGGAUAUGGAACCACUUGCGCUGGGCGCGGCUGCUGGCUAAUCAGCGGAUACUCGAGCUGGCGGCGGAGAACCCGAGAAGCGCCGCGGGCGCCGGGUUGAAGUCGCCGCCGGGCAUCCCGUUGCAGGAGGAGCGCAUCCGCGAGACGGUGCGACGGCUGGCGGUCGACGUGCUCAAGUCGGUGCCCACGCACUACCGCCACCCGCGGCUGUCAAGGGAGCAGCUCGACUCGGUGCAGUCGCACGGGGGCGCCGGCUCCGGGGCCUUCGGCAUCCCGCACCUCGCCUUCCAGCUCCGCGUCGCCGCGUGCGCGCCGGGAGUGCCGUAUGACGUCUGGCGGUGGGCGCUGGACGUCCUGGAGACGGUGUGGUCUGAGCUGGGGAUGCUACACGCCAAGAGUCUGGCGGACGUACUGAGGAAACACCGGGACAAGCUGGACAGGGACAGCAUAAAAGGAAAGCUGAAGACUGAGAGGGACGAAGAUGCCGAAGGGGGACUGCUUCGUGUGGGACAGUGA
This is a messenger RNA of Diaporthe citri, 1284 nucleotides long. RefSeq lists its product as uncharacterized. The record is from RefSeq and is a predicted model, not a curated record. The transcript is spliced from 4 exons. Lineage: Eukaryota; Fungi; Ascomycota; Sordariomycetes; Diaporthales; Diaporthaceae. Bases 1 to 1284 code for a protein of 427 amino acids.